Molecule: messenger RNA, 2783 nt
Organism: Megalobrama amblycephala (Wuchang bream)
Lineage: Eukaryota; Metazoa; Chordata; Actinopteri; Cypriniformes; Xenocyprididae
Gene: tmc8
Product: transmembrane channel-like 8
Exons: 16
Coding region: 138-2165 (675 amino acids)
Cellular component (GO): plasma membrane
Molecular function (GO): mechanosensitive monoatomic ion channel activity
Source: RefSeq, a predicted model, not a curated record
CUCUCAUGCAUUUCGCCUUCCUUAAACACACUGAGAACUGCGAACAAGAGGAGAGUCCCUCCACACUUGAAGUCUGUAUGCUUGUCCUGUGUUCAUAUGAGUCUGUAUGUGUGUUUGUAAGGCCUCGGCACUGACCGAUGAUGAUGAUGGAGACAAAAGACAGGAUACCAAACUUCCAAAGACUCCUAUCAGAUGACAGCUGCAACUCGGAUCUGUCCAGCGACUCGUGCGAAUAUUAUCAGACUGAGAUAUUCGGCCUGUUGCCGAGCUCACAGGCUCAUCUACGAACUCACGCAGAUGCCGUCACACAUGAUUCGGAUGAGAGUUUUCACCUGGACAGAGUCUCCUGGAACCCCAGCGUGCCGCUCAGCGCUCUGCCUGUCUGUCUGCAGGACAAGAGAGACAUCAGAAAGCAGCAGAACCUGCAGAGAAGCAGCAUUGGCAACUGGGAAUCGUGGAGGCGGAGCCAGCAAACCACAAGGCGGCGCAUAAAGGAGCAUGUGGGCAGGGCCCUCUCAAGACUGUUGCCAUGGAGUCACACGCUCCAUAAGAUCGAAGGUCAGUUUGGUGUCGGGGUGAAGGCGUACUUUGUGUUCCUGCGGUACUUGCUGUGUUUAAACCUGCUGUACUGCGUCAUCAUCGCUGGAUCUGUGCUGACGCCGACGCUGGUGUACAGGGAGAACUCGAGUAUGAAUGGACAUCAGCGUUUACCUCUUGGAUAUAAAGACAUUUUUGUCGGAUCGGGUGUUCUUGAACACUCUCCAGUGUUUCAUAGUUUCUACACUCGUGGGUCUCUUGAUUUAGACUGUUUAAACACUCCGAUCCUCUUUCUACUUGGCAUGAUCUCUAUCCUCUUCCUCAGCAUCAUCAUGGUGGUCCGCAGGACGGUGGUGGGCUACAAACACUCAUGGCUCACUGGAAAUCGCUUCAGUUCCAACCUGAGUUACAAGGUUUUCUGUGGGUGGGAUUUCUGCAUCCAGGACCAUCAAGCAGCAUCACUGAAACAAAACUUCAUCAGAAACGAAUUGAAGAUGGAUCUAGAAGAGCAGACGUUUCACGAGCGAGUCCAGAGCCGAUCGCUCAGACACUGGGUUCAGCUCAUCCUCUUUCGGGUCUUUCUGAACUUCCUUGUGCUGAUUCUUCUGGGAAGCUCAUUCACUCUGAUCCAUUACUCCAUUGUUCUGUCACGAAAUGAGCAUAAGGAUCUUCACUGGACUUUGUCACUGAUGCUUGAGUAUCUUCCUCCGAUCACAAUGACGACAAUAAACUACGUGUUGCCGCACAUCUUCAGUAAGGUCUCAGAGUUUGAAGAUUACUCACUCACCAUCCAGCUCAACCUCACCCUAAUCAGGAGCAUUUUCCUGAAGUUGGCAUCUUUGGGCAUCUAUCUGUUCUUCCUCAUUAGACCUCCAGCUGAACAGAAUUGCAGUGAUACCAAAGUCUGUAAACAAAUCCCAGUUUGUGGAGAGAACGAGUUUGGGAAGGAGAUGUACAAACUCACCAUCUUCAACUUCCUGGAGUGUUUCUUCACUGCGUUUUUUGUGGCUUACCCAAGAGCCUUAUUAGUGGAGAAGUUUCCAUCCUCAUCAUUACUAGCCAAGAAGCAGUUUGAGAUUUCCUUUAACGUGCUGGACCUGGUCAACAGUCAGACGGUCACAUGGGUUGGCAUGUUUUACUGCCCUCUACUGCCGGCCAUCAGCACCCUCAGGCUGCUGUUCCUCUUCUACAUCAAGAAGUUCACAGUGGUCCGCUGUUGUGCUCCGGCUCAGAGAAUGUUCCGGACCGCCAGUUCAUCUGUUCUCUUCCAUUUCAUGCUGUUGUUGGGUCUCUCCAUGUCUGUGGUCACAUUAGUUGUCAAUAUCAACAGGUUCGAUCAGGGUGGCUGUGGCCCGUUUAAAGACAGAAACGUGUCUAAUGUGACCAAUGUGUGUAAAGAGGCGCUGCCCGAGCAGGUCCAGAACACCAUCAGCUACAUCACGUCGGAGGCCUUCGCGUUCGCUCUGAUACUGGCUGAGGUUGUCGUUCUGACGUCGUACGUGUCUCGUGGACGAGCGAAUCGUAAAGCCAUCGAGAGACUGAAGGACAUGUUGGUGAUGUGCAGCUCUGAUAAACGCUUCCUGGUGAAGCAGCACUCGACGAUCACGAGACGACAGCUCAGACGCUAACACGACAUCCGCAUUAUAAAACAAACACAAACGGUAACUUAAAAACAUUGUCUUCAGGUAAACAAACUGAGGCAACGACUUGAUCUGAAACUGCUCACUGUCAUGAAAAAGUAAAUUACACCUGCUUUUGGCUCAAGGGGGGAAAAUAUAAUGCUAAACCAAAUGAGCUUAAGUUGAGGAAGAAAGGAGAUUUGCAAUGAUUUCAUUUAAUUCAGAGUUUUAUUCUUUGUGCUCAUGAACUCUAAGUUUAGUAUAUUAGGUCAAAGUUCACCCUAAAUGUCAUGCCUUUUAUAGUUUAAUUUGGUCCGUUCACACCAGUAACGAUGACUAUAUUAGCGGACGAUAUUGUUCUGUUUAUUAUCAGUUUAUAAGUUUAUAUGCUGGAGCUCUUAAAGCAGGAUGGAUUCUGAUUGGCUGUCGGUGUUUUUAUUGAAAGUGAUUCCGACAAUAUCGGUGUCGUUAUCGUUAUAUUCAUUAUUCUUGCUGUGUUAAAUGUAAACAUGUCAGAAGUGUAAAGUAUGUUUGUGGUAUUUUUAAAGCUUCUUGUCAGUAUUAUUUUGUGCAUUUAAGUUUGUACAUUUGUUAAUGUAUUCUCUCAAUAAAGUAAAUACUAUAAUA